This is a messenger RNA of Exophiala mesophila, 1116 nucleotides long. RefSeq lists its product as uncharacterized. The transcript is spliced from 4 exons. Bases 1 to 1116 code for a protein of 371 amino acids. The record is from RefSeq and is a predicted model, not a curated record. Gene Ontology annotation, molecular function: dioxygenase activity. NCBI's taxonomy places the organism in Eukaryota, Fungi, Ascomycota, Eurotiomycetes, Chaetothyriales, Herpotrichiellaceae.
AUGCCAUCCGCCAUUACUGAGACUGAGACAUUGCCGCCCUUGAAGAAAUGGCAGCGGCCAGCAAAAACAAGUGUCGAUCUUCCAUGGGCAGAUAUUCAAACCAUUGAUAUCUCUCACUUUGAUGCACCGGGUGAGAAACAGAGAUUGGCUGAACAGUUGAGAAAGGCUGUCCAUGAGACGGGCUUCUUCAGCGUUGUGGGAACAGGAUUGACCGAGGAAGAAGUGCAACGUCAAUAUAACAUUGGACAGGCAUUCUUCGACUUACCAGCCGAGGAGAAAGGUCGCGCCGAAUAUCGAUGUGAUUUCACAGUAGGAAAUUAUUUUGGUUAUCGUGCACCAUUUGAGAAGAAAGUCAUGUCAACAGAGGUCAAGGACAUUGUGGAAUCGUUUAACGUGGCCAAGUUCAUUCCCCAAUAUACCAAAGAAGCUCGACACCCGUUCUUUGAACCAUAUCACGCUGAGAUGGAGGCCUUUUCGAGGAAAUCAUUAGCCAUCGCCAGCAAGAUAUUCACCUUAUUCUCAAUCAUCCUCGAACUGCCGGAGGAUUACUUCUCGUCACGACACGAGUACGAGUCUGAGAGCGAGGACCAUCUGCGCUACAUGACGUACUAUCCGCGAUCAUUGGCAGACGACAGUCUAGUUGAAAACACAUGGUCGCGAGCCCACACUGAUUUCGGAUCGUUGACUCUUCUUUGGAGCCAGGAUGUGGCCGGCCUACAGAUCAAGACCCAGACCGGCGAGUGGAAAUAUGUACCUCCCGUCGACAACGGCAUUAUCUGUAACGUGGGCGACACGCUUGACUUCUGGUCUGCGGGAUAUUUCAAGUCGACUACCCAUCGAGUAGUGCGCCCUCCACCAGAUCAGGUCCAUAUCAAUCGACAGGGUUUGUUCUAUUUUGUCAGGCCUGGGAAUGAGGUCGAUAUCAAGCCGGCGGCCUCACCGUUGCUGAAGCGUUUGGGCCUGGUGCGCGAGGAUCAGGAGUUGGCUGAGCCAGUAACGGGACUUCAAUAUGUGCGUGAACGGGUUAAGGAUUAUCAUAAUCAUACAGACUACGCUGAUAGGAGAGGGAAGAAGUUCAAGAUUGGAGGUUUGGAGAUUGAGGAUGAGGCUUCGUAG